AUUAAUGACAUGUUCUGCUGGCCCAAACAAAGCUUUACUGUUUACAGCAUUUUGCCGCUGUGUAACGAAGAGUUAAUUACCGCAUCCAGGGUGGGGACUGGUAAGCAGCGUGGUGACGUCACGGGGUGACAUCAUGCUCCGCCAAUAGGAAGCGUUUGUUGUUUGGUCUUCCUGAUGUUCACAGCGGCGCAGCAGGAGCUGAAGCGGAGCGGAUGCUGAGGAUGAGGAUGAGGAGGCGAGUCACGCACAAGGAGAAUUAACAUUACAGGAUUACAGUCAUUCUCAGAAACCUUCAUCGGAAAGCAGUGAGUGUCUCACAGUCUCUGCUCUUCAAUAUAGGGUGAAUAUGAACUUUGGUUUUAUUCAGGUUAAAGCCUCGCUCGCACUGGAGGCCCAUGAGAGACUGUGAUUAGAUGGAAACACUGAGUCACAUGGCUGUUUUAUGUGACAGAUCUCAGGGGCAAAGGACACUGGCCUCGCUUCACACGCGUGUGAAUACAGGAGAGACGAGGGGCUGCUGAGAGGGUCUUUAAUGACCAGAGAUGUGCCACUUCACAAGCGUUUUCUCAACUACAGAUCCGACACCUGGUUCUGGUUCCUGUGGGCGCUUGUCCUUUCCAGCUGACUGACAAAAAUGGCAAAGAAAGACUAUCUGCUAGAUGCAGCCCAACAGAUUCGAAUGGCACUGGACCGAGAAGUCAAUGAAGACUAUGAGGCGGCAUUCAGCUACUAUAAGAAUGGAGUCGAUCUGCUGCUCAAUGGAGUUCAAGUGGAUCCAAAUAAAGAGAGACGUGAAGCCGUGAAAAGGAAGACCACUCAGUAUCUGAAGAGAGCCGAGGAGAUCUUCAUCUCUUACUUACAGGACAACAUCACUAAAGGAUCCACUCAUUUAGGAGGUUAUAGUAGCUUACGCUUUCGGUCGAUCAGACAUCUGAGUUCACCGGUGGAGAACCUGGCGACGUGCAAAGUCAUUGGAAUCAUUGAUAAGGUGCUGACGGUUGAAAGUCUGAUAAGCAAGGAGACAUUUAUCGUUAAGAGUUUACCGAAGUCAAGCUGGGAGAGUCGUGAGAGGUCGACCAUCAUUCCUCAGGGAGUGCCCUUUAUGGUGAAGCUGCUAAAAUACUAUAUCAGUGAAGACACUGUGUUCCUUCAUCUAGAACAUGUUCAAGGUGGAAGACUCUUUUCCAGACUUCACAGAGUCAGAAGUGAAGCAGUCAGGGAGCAUCCAGAGUGCUUCAGCCCCAACCAGCACAAGAUCUAUCUGAAGAACAGCUACACCCUCCCUGCUCUCCGCCAGGAGAUUUACCUCAAUGAGAAUUAUGGGAGAACUGCACUUCUUGAGAGGCCAGGCAGCCCAAUGAAACAUGGUCUUGAGAACUGUACAACCCACUCCUACUGUGAAGAUUCAAGAUGCCAGCAGGGGGGUUCUCUAGGUUUGUAUGCAACAAGGACAGAUAAUGCGCUUCCUUCUGUCGGUCUACCCAAUGGUCUCAAGUCUUUACCUCAGGAUAAUAUUCCUCUUCCCAUUCAUCCCUGUGUGAUUGUGGACACUCGGGAUCCUCUUGAUGUCACUUCCGACCUUCUAGGAAAUGAUGUCCGCAUUGAGCGCAUUGACUCUUGCAUAGAUCUGAACAAAGCUUGGAAUGCUUUGGAACCUGCUCAGGACUGUCAGAAUUUCAUUGUACCAGGAUCAAACUCUGAUAUUCUAGGAUUCGGCAUUGUAUCCCAGAUUACUCCAGCCUCUUUAUUUGGUGAAAACGCACAACCAACCCUUUGCAGCACGGUUGAUGUUCUUCCACAGAGAGUGCGGAUAGUUCCCAACACAUCACAUUUACCUCCACAAAACCAAAUGCAUGAACAAGGUAUCACUACCUGUAAACCCAGUGGAAAUGGACAGAUUUCACAGUUUGUGGCUGAAUUGAGCAAAGUCGGUUCUCAUCACAAUCCAUUUGAAUGUACACCUCAAAAACAAGAAAGUAUCUCUUUAGACUUUACAAAGAUGACUUCUCGGGUAAACAGUGUUGACAUGGUGAGGGAGGUAGGGAAUGAGGACGUGGAGAACUGCCAGUUCUUCAACUCUUCAUUUAAGCAACCACAAGUUGGCAUGAUCUCCAGCCUAUCAGCACCUACCACAAACACCUCCUACUGGAGCGAGACUGAACUAGAACAGCAUAACCCCCAAAUUAAGCCCAAGAACUUCAGUGCCAAAUCGAAGUGGGGUAGACGGGGACUCCCUGAGGAUGAGGUGCGACUGUGGGGGGCUCAGAUUCUGUUGGCCUUGGAAAGUCUUCAUGAGCAGGGCAUUGUGUGCCAGGACCUCAACCCACGUAAUAUUCUACUCCGCAAUAGUGGUGAGGCGUGUCUUACGUACUUUGGGCAGUGGACUGAAGUUCAGCCUGAAAUUAACCCCAAAGCAAUGGAAGAGAUGUACUGCGCACCAGCAGAAAUUGGAGGUGUGGCAAAAAUCACAGAGGCGUGUGAUUGGUGGAGUCUCGGCGCUUUAUUAUAUGAGCUUCUGACUGGCAUGCCCCUGUGGCAGUGCCACCCUGCAGGCGUUCACCCUCACACUCCGCUCCAUAUCCCAGAAUUCCUCAGCACUGCAGCUGCCUCGCUGCUCACUGAGUUGCUCCAGUUCGACGCGUGUUAUCGUCUGGGAUCAGGAGGAGGCGGUGUGAGCGACAUCAAGUGUCAUCCGUUCUUUAACUCCGUCCCGUGGCUCACGCUCGGCAGUUCACUGACGCCAUAGUGCCUUCCGAAAGUAUUCACCCCCUCCGAUUGUUUCUGCCUGUUACACCUCCAGAUAUUUCAGAUGAUUCACUUUCUGAGUCUGAAUUUACUCUCUUAAAAAAAAAAAAGAAACAGAGAGCAUAUUUACGAAUGAUUGUACUUCUGAAAAUAUUGCACAAUGUGUAAGAAUGGCCUCAUUUAUGAGAGUAAAUAUCAUUAAUCUCACCAUCUGAAAAGCACACUAAAGCUCUGUUUGGACUGGAUUACUAAUACUAAUACUAAUAUUAAUACCUAAUAUUAAUAAUGCAGUAUGCAUUGUUGCACAAUAAAAAGAAGUAUGGAACACUGACACGUUGUCACAGGACAGCCAUCUGCAGUGGCAGCCAUCAUACAGCUGAUAAAAACACCACAAUAAUCUACAAGUAAUCCACACCACUCCAGUCCAUCAGUUCACAUCUUGAGAAGAUGAAACAAAUCCAUCAUUAAGAUGAAAUGGUAAGAGUGGCGUGCUAAUCUGAACAUGGACUAAGAGUGUCAGGUAUAAUGAUUAUUAAAAGUGCAGAUACUGGAAACAGGUCACUGUAUUUUUAAUUUGAUGGGCAGAAACAAUAAUUGUAGGUGAAUCUUUCGAGAAGGUCUGAGAUGGAUCACACAGCACUGAAAGUCCCAAAGACCUCUGAUCAUCUCAGGAGGAUUCAUGCUUUAUUCGUUGUACUUUUACCACCAUCUGGUGGCAGCAGGAGUAAUUUCUCCACAUCAGCAGUUUUCUACACCACACUUGCAGUGAAAUCAAGGACAAUUAAAUGUCUGGAAAAUGAAUUGCAGUGUCCUAGUUAUCACACGCUUCCUACAGAAAUGGACCUGCAUGAAGCUGCAGAGAGCAGACGGGUCGUCCGGCACACAUUCAGGGCAUUAAAACUGCACUCGUUGUACUGCGGACGUGCAGAUGAAAUGCAAUAUUACACAUUCAGUUGUGUUCUGUCCUCUUCAUUUUUGAUUCAGUGUUUCUUAUGUGAUCGCAUUGAAUAAACCUACUCAUUUCUUA
Labeo rohita (rohu) is the source of this 3772-nucleotide messenger RNA. RefSeq names its product ribosomal protein S6 kinase-like 1 (gene rps6kl1). NCBI's taxonomy places the organism in Eukaryota, Metazoa, Chordata, Actinopteri, Cypriniformes, Cyprinidae. The coding region runs from base 635 to 2746 and encodes 703 amino acids. Gene Ontology annotation, molecular function: ATP binding; protein kinase activity. Gene Ontology annotation, biological process: protein phosphorylation. The transcript has 12 exons. The record is from RefSeq and is a predicted model, not a curated record.